AUGGAUUUCAGAAAUUUAUCAACAACUCCUAAUCAAAUGGAUCAAUUAAUGCAGCGUCGUCCGUCUUUGUCAUCACUAUCUUCUGCAUCAGGUUAUUCAACUUCUUCAACUCCUUUUUCAAAUAAUCAACAACAACACCCACAAAAUUUAAAAAUUUUAAAUAAUUCAACAACGCCUCAAUUAUCAAGUCAACGUUUAAGUGCUGUUAAAAAUUUACCUACAUCAUCAUGGUUGAAUCAAACAGGUACAUCAUCUUCAGUUGGUCCUUGGGUUGAACAACAACAACAACAAACUUUAGAUGUUUUAGAUAAAAAGACUUUGGAAGAAACUACUGAUUCUAAUCCUUCAACAAAUAAUAAUACUAUUGUUAAUAGAUCAAAUAAUGUUAUUGAUAAUAAUAAUGUAAAUCAUAACAUUAAUAAUCCUAAUGAAACCAAACAAGUUAAUGAUAAUGAUAAUAAUGAUAAUAAUGCCAACAACAACAACAACAAUAAUAAUAAUAAUAAUAAUAAUGCUAAUAAUAAUAAUAAUGUUAAUGAUGAUGAAAUUGAUGAUGAUGAAUUAAUUCCAACAGCGAUAGUAAUAAAAAAUAUUCCUUUUGCUAUAAAAAAGGAACAAUUAUUAGAUGUUAUGACUAAAUUAAAUUUACCAUUACCUUAUGCAUUUAAUUAUCAUUUUGAUAAUGGAGUAUUUCGUGGAUUAGCAUUUGCAAAUUUUACAUCAACUGAUGAAACUUCAAUGGUUGUUAAUCAUUUAAAUGGGAAAGAAAUUGGUGGUAGAAAAUUAAGAGUUGAAUAUAAAAAAAUGUUACCAGCACAAGAAAGAGAAAGAAUUGAAAGAGAAAAACGAGAGAAAAGAGGUCAAUUAGAAGAACAACAUAGAUCAAAUUCAAAUGCUUCUUUAGCUUCAUUAUUAUCUCAAGCUUCAACUACUGCAGCAACUAAAAAUUUAAGUGUUGCAGGAGGAGGAAUAUCAACAACAACUCAAGAAAGAAUAUUUUUAAAUUUACCAUUUGGUAAUACACUGUUUAGUAUAUUACCAUUAGAAUUAAAUUUAAAUGAUCCAGAAAUUUUAGAACUUUAUACUCAAUUAAUUUUAUAUCGUGAUGAUAUAACAAAAUCAAUAUUUGAAUUAGCUAUAUCACCAUUAAAUUUAAAUAUUAAUCAAAGAAAAAUUAUAUCCUACAUUUGUAAUUAUUUAAAUUUAUUAGAAUUAUUUGAUAAUGGAUUAAUUAUAAUAAGGAGAAAACCUGGUUAUAUUUCAAUUGCUAUUCAAAGUCAACAAGUAGCAGCACAAACUCAACAUCAACAACAACAACAACAACAAGUACCACCACCACAUCAUUCAAGUUCAAUGAUAAAUUUAAAUCAAUUAAGACAACAAAAUUCAACUCCUGUAACACCUCAAAAUCAUCAACAUCAACAACUGCAACAACAACUGCAUUAUCAUCCACAACAACAACCUGUUCCACCACAACAAUCUCAACAACAACCACAAAGACCUUAUUAUCAAAACAUUCCACAGCAUAGAUCAUAUGUUGAUGUUAGAUCAACACCACCAUUAAACAGUUUCAAUCAACAACAACAUCACCAAAACCAACAUCCACAACAUCAUCAAUCACAACAUCUUCAACAACAACAGCAACAAAUUCCACAACUGCAAGUUUCACAACAACAACUUAAUCAUCAUCAUCAAUCACAAUAUGAUUCACCAGCAUCAACAACUUCAAGGUUCCAACCAUUUAGUCAACAUGUAUCAACAAGUUUUACAUCAUUACCACCAACAUCAAAUAAUAGUGGUGAUGAAUUUAGUACAACUAAUGGAAUAUGGGGACCAAAAUAA
This is a messenger RNA of Lodderomyces pseudojiufengensis, 1842 nucleotides long. RefSeq names its product Pin4p (gene PIN4). The record is from RefSeq and is a predicted model, not a curated record. Lineage: Eukaryota; Fungi; Ascomycota; Pichiomycetes; Serinales; Debaryomycetaceae. The transcript has a single exon. Gene Ontology annotation, molecular function: RNA binding. Bases 1 to 1842 code for a protein of 613 amino acids.